Iphiclides podalirius (scarce swallowtail) is the source of this 714-nucleotide messenger RNA. Lineage: Eukaryota; Metazoa; Arthropoda; Insecta; Lepidoptera; Papilionidae. The record is from the annotation of a GenBank genome assembly.
AUGAGAUCUUGGAUAGAGAAUUGUCAUGUUUAUGGAGGCCGUGAUUUGCAAUCAGGAUGUGAAGGUGGGACUUGGCUAGCUGUAUCGAUUUCUAUGAAGAAAGUAGGCCUGCUGCUUAAUCUACCCAGUACUCCUAAAAACGAUUCUAAAAGCAGAGGAAAAGUUGUUGAAAACUUUAUUAAUAGUCAUUUGCAAACCAAUGAGUUUAUUGAAUCUAUGAAAGAAUAUUUCCAGAAAUGUAAUGAGUUUGUUCUAGUUGCUGUUGAGUUUGGGGAUUCAAUACCUGUAGUGCAGACAUAUAAUAAUGCAAUCAAUGAAUUAAAACAGUGGCAGGCUGAAUAUUUAGGUUUUAGUAACAGUCUCCCAGAAAAUCCCUUGACUAAAGUAAAAGUUGGCAAAUGUAAGCUACAAGAAAUCUGCAGCAAAUUUAACAAAAUUAUUGAUAAAGAAAAGCUAAUUGAUGAGCUAGUUGCCAUGUUAAAAUCAGAAGAAAGAAACCUACCAGAUCAGCAGUUGGAAGAACGGAAACCUCUUAACUAUAAAGAACUUAGCUCCAUUUUCGUUAAAAUACCUAAAGGGGGAUAUGGUACAAGGGCACAUACCAUACUGUUGGUGACAAAAACAGGAAAAGUGGACCUUAUUGAGAUAAGUAUGAAAACACCAAUAGAUCCUUUCAAUCCUUUUUGGGAAAGAACUGAAUUUGAAUUUGAUAUA